Messenger RNA from Anopheles bellator, 3233 nucleotides. RefSeq lists its product as uncharacterized. The record is from RefSeq and is a predicted model, not a curated record. The transcript has 7 exons. NCBI's taxonomy places the organism in Eukaryota, Metazoa, Arthropoda, Insecta, Diptera, Culicidae. The coding region runs from base 1058 to 2068 and encodes 336 amino acids.
AGGAGCUGGAAAACCCGUGCCGCCGGACGGAGACGCGUUACGUACGCGACCUGACGCUGCGCGCGAAACUGCAAACCGUCCACGUGGCGCUGGCUGGCUCCUCGGAACACGCGCGUUUCAUUAAUUUAGCAAAUCGCAGGCGAAACGAAAAUCGGGCCGGUUCGUGCCGGCAACGCAUCCGGGUGGCCGAAAUCGGAAUCAAAAACAGUUCCGCUACAAUCUGCGGAAGGAAGUGGUUUUCGCACGCUUGGAUUAGCGCACGGCCAGCAAAGUGCUACGAGCGCGGGUGUUAUUGUGUGCUAGUGAGUGUGCAACUAAAGAACGACCCUAAUUAGCCAUUUGCGCCAUUAAACCGCAACCGUGGAACUGCGGUGUUCGGUGUCUGCACGAAAGAAAUCGUCCCUGAAGGAGGGCCCCCGGGCCCCCAUCGCUGCGGAAACAUUAUCCCGUGUCAACAAGUGGCAGCAAACAAUCCGCCCGGCCCCAAAACAGCAGGCUAGAGAGGAGUGAGUGGUGUGGACGGAACGCCAAAUAAACGUACCCGUAUUUCGCUGGACGACGACGAAGGCGACAAACGCAUACCAGCUCAGUCUCAGGUCCGGACAAGCGAAAGGAGCGAAAAACAUCAACGCAAGUGUACCGAACUUUUCCUUCCGACCCGGUACGAAGACGAAAGCCCCACGAAAGGACGACAAAAGGCCAAAACCGCAAGCCGCAAGUCGCAAGCCGUGCCUGUGUGUGUGUAACGUGUGCGAGGGAAAGUUAUGGGCCGUCGUAUGUAACGUGGUCCCGUUGCUGCUGAUCCUGACGACCGGGCGCUACCAACAAAGCGAACGGGAGAAUUAAAACCCGAGCCCGAGACCGAGCUUUUCACACAUUUCAUUUUCAAAAAACGGGGUUCAUCACACCUCGGGACGGAUCGCACCCGGACGUGUCCUGAUAUCCUUCCCGGGAGCCUAAGGAAGCACGGUCUCGCGUACGAGACGUCCCGGAUUGACCCGUGCGGUGGGCGACCUCAAAACCCGGCCGCCCCGGAAGCAACAACAGCAGCACCAGGAUGAAGAUUAGGCGAACCGUGCACGUCACUGGCAACGGUUGCGGCACUGUCUUUCAUCUGCUGCUCGUCACCAUGGCAGCGCUCGUGCGGCAGGUGACGACGGAGGACUGUGGCCAGGAGGAGCUGGUGCAGUGCACGCGACCGCUGCAGGUCCUAUCGGCCACAUCGGAGCUGUCGUUCGUUACGAAAAAGGAGGAACUGGAUAAACUUUGCCCGGAUCUGCACACCGGACUGCACUGUAUCCGCAGCUACACCAGACGCUGCAUGAAUAUUCAUCAAAGAGAUCACUUCAACAAACUGUACCACGGCACUAAUGAAGUGAUACACGAGCUCUGCGAGGAAGGAUCUUAUCAGGAAGACUUUCUUAGGCAUGCACCGUGCAUGCGGCACGUGAAAAAGGACUACGAGGUCUGUGCGGCCCGGUACCAGAGCACGAUGGCCAAGAUCGGCCAAACGGUGGCAACCACAACGACGACAACGACGUCGUCCGCCUUUCAGUACCACAUCGGCACUACGAUGGCCACACAUCCGGCGGCCGCUUUCAGCAGCAGCGGCCAGUACCACACCGGUGACAUGAGCCAGCAGCAGCAGCAGCACCAUCGCCGACAGCAGUUCGAAAAUCAUUCAGGGGCCAGGGGCUAUCAUCCGCCAAACACCACGAAAUCCAUUGAAGACGCCGAGGAGGAGCGCCUAAAAACGGUUUGCUGCGCCUUCCAGAAGUACAUGCAGUGCUCGGAGUUCACCGUACGGCAUGCCUGCGGCGACGAGACGGCGCUCUUCACGCGCAGAUUCCUCGACAAGAUGUCCAACACGCUGAUGCGGAUGCACUGCGUCGAUUACACGCCGGAAAGUGGCAAAUGUCGGGAUUACUUCAGUUCGAGCGCGACCCGGACGGGUUCGUUUGUGCCGUUCUGGGGUUCAUCAAAUAUCAAUAUGCUCACCGUGGCGGUCGCGGUCGUCAACGUCGCCCUGGUCGUGCUGCUGCAGCAGCGUUCGAGCACAUUUAUUUAAUCGCCACCACCGUCGAUCGUAGAUGAUCUUCGCGUACCGGGACUACCACAGUCCAGCUGGUUCAUCGGAACAGCCGGCCAUCAUCAUUAUCACCAGCAUCAUCGACGAUGACAAGUCCAGCUCAUGAACUCACCCAGCAAGAGCGAGCGCAUGUGUGGGGCAAUAAUAUGUAACCGGAGUGGCCGAUGCAGAUGUGAGAAUGGAAAACAGCUGGAAAGAAACGGGCAACGCCGAAUGUGUAAUAACGGCACACAGUAACCACGGUAGGUGGAGCCGCUGGUUUGCAUGUUGCAGCUAUAAGAAUGCAAAUGAAAAAAUAUGAAGCGAAAGCUACGGAAGGUAGAACAAGCCCCAGCUGCUACAGUGCCGUGGGCGGAUGCUCACGGGUUUCAAGACGAUGGAAGUUGCAGUUCUAAAAGGGCAGCAAAACCGGGCACACUAACUGUAACCUAUGCAACGUUUUCCCUCCUGUAAUUUGUUUAGUUUAAUCUUCGCUUCGCACUCGCGCCACAUUCGUUUAAAUGAUACUCAAACCCCGGUGAACGGUUGCUACCGUUGGCGCACGGAUCAAAACGAAUCGUCGCCGGUAGCCGGAACCGGCGUUGUGCUGGCAGGCAAGCGGAAAGCUAAGGGAGCGUGCUUUCGUUCCGUCUGUUGUUAAGUUUUGUCACUCUAAACGUACGAACGAAAGGUGUCACUAUUUAUUAGCGCUGCAAGUACUACACUCGGAAGAAAAUUUAAAUAAAACUUUAGCUUCUCCAAACUCUUUCCAAAACUAACGACAAAUUGAAACGAAUCCUAAAGCUUAAACUCGCUCUCGUUCACACACGAUAUCGAUAUUUUUGCUGUGGCCCAGGCGAAACAUAAAGAAAACCGAAAACUUUGUUAAUUCUUACCUAAAGUGUUGGUCGGAUACGGAUAGCUGGAGAGCGAUCGGAAUCGAUAGAAGAGAAAAGGGGGGAAGAGAGAGAGGAGUUUAGCCAACAAUGCCCGUCAUUGAUUGAAGUUGUAUAUGGAACAUAAAACAGUGGACGGAAUAGUGUGUAAAGCGUUGUAAGAGUUGUAGCAAAAAUUUAAACAAACUAACGAAUAACAAAAGAAAAGCGAUACGAAGCACGCACGCAUGAGGCGCUACAAAAAAUGAGUAAAAUAAAAGAAACCAAAA